Messenger RNA from Carica papaya (papaya), 1187 nucleotides. RefSeq names its product Polynucleotidyl transferase, ribonuclease H-like superfamily protein. NCBI's taxonomy places the organism in Eukaryota, Viridiplantae, Streptophyta, Magnoliopsida, Brassicales, Caricaceae. The record is from RefSeq and is a predicted model, not a curated record. Gene Ontology annotation, biological process: rRNA 5'-end processing.
UUUGAGAGUUCAGGCAAAUUAGCUGCUUAACCGGUGCGUUUUGAGACAGGGCAAAAACUUCUCGACUCAACCCUCCAUCCGUUUUAUCGACAAGAAGAAGCUUCUAGCUCUGGCUUCCAUUUCUCCUGCUCUGUGUCUCGCUUUCUCUCACAAAUGUGUUCGCUACAACAGUGUUUUCUCAAUGUCUCAAUAGCUCCCUCUCUCAAGACCUCUCUGUCUCUGAAGUUCGAAUUUCCCCCCACCUCACUUCACUUACCUUCAAUUCGAACCCGUAAUUAUGGGCCAAGAGAAGCGACUGUUUCGUCCCUAGAAGAAAUUCCGCCGAAUGCUCUUCGCCGUAAGUGCGACCCGCAAUGGCGAGGAGGAUUCAGUCUGGGAGUCGACUUGGGAUUUUCCCGCACCGGCCUUGCCCUAAGUAAGGGCUUCGCUUUUCGUCCUCUUACGGUUCUGAGAUUGAGAGGACAAAAGCUUGAAAUGCAGCUGAUUGAGAUUGCGGAAAAGGAGGAGAUUGACGAAUUUAUAAUUGGGUUGCCCAAAUCUUGGGAUGGGAAGGAGACGCCUCAGUCAAACAAAGUUCGUUCUGUUGCUGGAAGGCUCGCGGUUCGAGCUGCCGAAAGAGGUUGGAGAGUGUACCUGCAAGAUGAACAUGGGACAACCUCAGAGGCUUCCAACCUCAUGAUUAACAUGGGCCUCAGCAAGUCUACUCGGCAAAGAAGAACUGAUGCCUAUGCUGCUGUGAUAUUACUGGAGAGAUAUUUCUCCAUGUCAGGCCAGGAAACUGAAAUUGUGUUGCCCAAGCAGAUUGAUCUCCUAGAGAAACUUAGAAGGAUAAGCAUGAAGACAAAAAUUUGUAUGCUUUGGUUGGAGGAGAGUAGGUCUAAACGAUGAUAUUUUCUUGCACAAACGCGAGCACAUGAAGAGAAAGAAUCAAACAAUUAUAGGAAAUUUGAUACCUAAAAACACUCAGGCCUCUUGGCCUUUAUUUUAUUUUAUUUUUUCUUUUUGUUUCUUCUUUGUUUUCUUAAGAGCACCUACCUUGUGAUUAGAAGCCAAGAAGUUCUGUAUUAGUGUUCGAAGAGCAACCAAUUGGCUAAAGCUCUUGUGUUAGCAACUUGUGAGCAGUUAAAACUGCAACAUGAGCAACUUUCAGUAAAAAUAAAUUUAAAGCAAAAAUAAUAUAGUAUCUA